Rotaria sp. Silwood2 is the source of this 513-nucleotide messenger RNA. The record is from the annotation of a GenBank genome assembly. NCBI's taxonomy places the organism in Eukaryota, Metazoa, Rotifera, Eurotatoria, Philodinida, Philodinidae.
AUGUCAAUUAUCGAUUGGCAAACUUUAUUUGAUGAUAUAUUUGAUGGUUAUCCUGAUAAGUGGACAUUAAGUUGUGUUCAUAGAAGUGAUAAACGUCAAAAUAAAAAACUUGAAAAUCAACGUAAAAUGGAAAAAACUGGAUAUGCCAGAUUUCAUUGUCCAAAAUGUUCAAAUGGUUGGGCAUCAGCUAAAGCUAAAGUAGUUUUAUAUUAUCCUAAUGCUAAUGAACCAGUUGGAAGAGUCAGUAUACGAUUUUUUGGACAACAAUGUAAAAAAUGUUGUCGUAAUGCGACUUAUUUUGCUGAUCCAGAAUUUGAGGACGAUUGGAUUAAACCAACUCUAGAAAAACUUUAUGAAAGAAUUGGAUGGAAUUGUUAUCAUCAAAAACGACCAACAAAACCAAUAUACAACGAUCGAAAAGUAACCAACAUUGAAGGUCCUCAUGAAAAAGCAUUGUGUGAAGCUUGUCAAUUAGGUUGUUGUAAUCAAACAGCAAUAAAAAAGAAUCAUUAA